AUGACUAUCGAGAAAGACUUGACGACAGAGCGACCACAAUGGAUUCUUUCUGCGUAUGGUCCUGGCCGGGACGCACCCGAGCAGCUAUUCGGAGGCAGUGCUCGAGAACAGAGCUUCGAGGAGAUGCGACUGCAUCACGUACUGGCAGCGUCCAAAGGCAGUCCACAGCAGGCACUCAACGAAGCGCAGCAAUUAUAUCAACAAGCCGAGCAGCAGAUCCAGACGACGGUCGGAAAUCUCGACGGUGCGAUACAGUUCAUCAUUGGCGCUGGAAACAAUCAUCCGAAUCGAAUCGACAUCUGCAAACAAAACACACUGCCCGGCGGCACCACUGGCGAAUUCCUUAAGGGAAAUAGGGCUCAAUCUUCCUUUUCGCAGGCCAGCCCCUUUCAGUCUAAUUCCGGCACCAACUCCUCGAACCCAUUUUCAAGCAGUGCACAAUCCUCUUCUGCAUUCGGUGGCAACACUCCAUCUUCUAACACUAGUAACCCAUUCGGCCAAGCACAUAACUCUGGUGCUAGCACCUUUGGACAGCCCUCGAGUACCAGUGCCUUUGGGCAGCCCAAUGCACUCGGCCAGAAGCCCAGUCCCUUUGGUACGCCCGCGUUUGGACAAGCUUCGCAACCGACGUCAGCGUUUGGACAGCCACCGCCAACUACUUCAGCAUUUGGAAAGCCAGCGUUUGGCCAGCCGGCUCGACCUACUCCAGCUUCCAGCCAGCCAGGCCAGCCCCCGACGACAUCAGCGUUCGGACAGGCGUCAGCAUUAGGCCAAAAGCCCAGCCCAUUUGGGGCACCAGCGUUCGGGCAGGCGUCGCAGCCAGCGGGAGGCUCCGGUGCUUUUGGUCAGACGAGCACAUUAGGACAGAAGCCGAAUCCAUUUGGGAACCCAAGUACGUCAAGUCCAUUCGGCGCGGCGGCGAACAACUCCAACUCGAACACCACGGCAAGUCCAUUUGGAGGCACUGUCAAGCCAGCAAGUCCUUUCGGCGGACAGAACCAGCAAGGUGCUUCGCCUUUCGGCGCACCAUCCCAAACUGCUGUGUCUAAUCCUUUCAGCCCAUCACCGCAGCCUGCGACUUUGAGCCCGUUUGGACAGCCGACGAAAUCAGUGACGGCCAGCCCUUUCGGACAACCUGUCCAAGGUACUGGUGCAAGUCCUUUUGGCCAGCCUGCGCAGCAGCCCGCAGUGAGCCCCUUCGGACAACCGACGCAGCCUGCAACGACCAGUCCGUUUGGCCAGUCGGCUCAGCCAUCUGUCCCCACAGCAAACAGCCCGUUCGGUCAGUCCUCACAGUCUAGCGGAGCGCCAGCAGCAACUCCCUUCACGCAGGCAAGCCAUCCAUCUCCAUUCGGCCAAGCCUCAAGCACGACAGGCAACCCACCUUCCUCUAAUCCUUUCGGCGGCUCUAACAACGGGGUUCAAGCUGCAAAACCAGCAGCGGCAGUGGCAGGCAGCGGCGGAGGCGCAGGCCCAUAUCCGCCAGGAAGCUCCAAACAGCAUCCUGACUUAUCAUCUUACGCCACCAAGAAUAUGGACGGUCAGCUGGCACAGUGGAACGGCAAGACAGUCACAUAUCAAGACGGCCGUCCAGGGACAAGAGCAUUUAACGGGUCCUGGACAAGAAUAUGGUUUCCCGACGGAGCACCAGCGUACUACAAAGACACUGAGCUUCCCGUCGAGGCUUAUGAUGAGAAGUCAAAGGCACAAUGGCAGUCUUUUGCUCAAACAGGUCGUUUUGAGGGAGGCCUGAUGCCCGAAUUGCCUCCUAUGCGGGAAGCAUGUUUAUGGAAUAUAUAA
This is a messenger RNA of Verticillium dahliae VdLs.17, 1800 nucleotides long. Its product is annotated as CCCH zinc finger domain-containing protein. The record is from RefSeq and is a predicted model, not a curated record. The transcript has 3 exons. Lineage: Eukaryota; Fungi; Ascomycota; Sordariomycetes; Glomerellales; Plectosphaerellaceae. Bases 1 to 1800 code for a protein of 599 amino acids.